GAACUGGGCUCUUCUUGAACUUCAUAUGCAUCGUCAUUGAUCAGGCUCUCUUCAAGGCCUCCGAGCGCGAGAUUUUUCGGCGAAAUUCUCUGGAAUGUGCAUUGGCAGGUACUAGUUUUGCAGAGUACAAAGAUGACGUACGAAGCAAUAUUGGCGAGGAGUUUUAGCCGGUACGAGCAGAGGAAGCUCAGAUAUGGAGCGCUUAUUGGGUGCUUGCUCAUUUUCUUGAGCUUCUUCACUGUCUUCAAGCCUUACUUGGGUCCUUUACCAAUUUUGAACAUGCGGUUGUCAAUGGGCAUUGCUCAAAGGAUGUUUGCGACCAAGGAAACAGAGAGUUCUCAGAAGCAAGAGAUGAUCACUGUUGCACAAAAGGCGACCGCGAAACCGGAGCUGCUGCCCAUUUCCACUAGUCACCAGGAAAAUGUGACAACGAAACCGGAGCUUCGACUCAAUUCCACAUACCCCAAAGAAAAUGAAACAAUAACGAAACCAGAGAUACUGGUCAAUUCCACAGAUCGCCAUGUUGUGAAAAAUGCCAGCAUGGAAGCCGGUCCAGAGGUACUGCUGAAUAACACAGAACGCCCAGCAGUGGAAAUUGAGGAAUCAGUGCCGCUGAAUUCCACUGAUCACCAGGAUACUUCAUUGUCUAUAGCAGAGAACGUGAUGCGGAAAAGAGAGCCGCUGUGCAACAUUCUGAAUCCAAGAACAGAUGUAUGUGACAUCGCUGGUGAAGUUAGGGUCCAUGCCAAAUCGUACACAGUCUAUGCCUCUUCCCCUGAAAUGGCCACUCAGGAUGAUGGACACACCUCAUGGAAGGUAAGACCGUACGCGAGAAAAUCCGACCGGACAGCAAUGAGCUCGGUCACGGAAUGGUCCGUGCUCCCCGCAUCUGAGGGCCGACGCGAAAUUCCUAAGUGCACCCAAAACCAUUCUACCCCGGCCAUCCUUUUCUCGGUCGGUGGAUUUUCGGGGAACCACUUCCACGACUUCAGCGACAUCUUAGUCCCGCUCUACCUGACAGCAAGGCCGUUUAACGGGGACGUGCAGUUCCUCGUGACCAAUUACCGCUCCUGGUGGGUCUCGAAGUUCAGAGCGAUCUUUCAAAACCUUUCCAAGUACCCGGCCAUCAACAUCGACCAGGAAAAGGAACAGGUGCAUUGCUUCCCGAGCGUGAUUGUGGGGCUCAACCGCCACGACGAUUUCAAAAUCAACCCUUCCAUGCCUCCCCACACAACAAUGAGUGAUUUCAGGGAUUUCCUGAGGACCUCCUACUCACUAAAACGGAGCAAAGCAAUCGAAUUGCGGGCCGGAGACCCUCGAAAGCCCCGACUCCUGAUCGUAGCACGGAAACGUACGAGAUCCUUCACGAAUCCCGCAAGGAUCGCGAAGAUGGCCAAGGCCGUGGGGUUCGAGGCGGUGGUGGCGGAGGCGGACAUGAACGUGCCGCGGUUCGCCGAGCUCAUGAACUCGUGCGAUGCGGUGAUGGGGGUCCACGGGGCGGGGCUGACCAAUAUGGUGUUCCUACCGGACAACGCAGUUCUGAUCCAGAUCGUGCCAUUGGCGGGCGAUUGGCUCUCAAGAACAUACUUCGGCGACCCUUCAAGGGACAUGAACCUGAGGUACCUGGAGUACAAGAUUGGCGUGAGAGAGAGCACGCUGCUGGAUCAAUACCCAAUUGACCACGUCGCUCUGAGAGAUCCACGCGCGUUCCACAAGGGCAAAUGGGACGAUUUCAAGAAGAUUUACCUGGACAACCAAAACGUGAAGCUCGAUGUCAGGAGGUUCAGACCCACUUUGGGAGAAGCCCUCCGGCUUCUGCAGGAGCAGAGGCAUUGAGCUCAUCUUCUUUACAUGCAAAUCCUCUAUCGUUCUUCUUCUGGGGGGGUCUCUUGCUCAGUGGGCCUUCUGCAUGUAAAUUGAUACACGUUCGAGUUCUCUGUCUUGCGUUGGGUAGGCGAUUCGGGGGACGGUUGUUUGGACACUCUGUUGCUUAGCGUUAGGAAUGUCAAAGAAGCCAGGGGAAGAAAUCUUUGAGCUUCUUUACCAAAACGAGAUUCUUUCUUGACAAAUCAAGCUUCUUGUUUUUU
This is a messenger RNA of Syzygium oleosum, 2087 nucleotides long. Its product is annotated as beta-1,2-xylosyltransferase XYXT1-like. The coding region runs from base 133 to 1836 and encodes 567 amino acids. NCBI's taxonomy places the organism in Eukaryota, Viridiplantae, Streptophyta, Magnoliopsida, Myrtales, Myrtaceae. The transcript is spliced from 8 exons. Gene Ontology annotation, molecular function: glycosyltransferase activity. The record is from RefSeq and is a predicted model, not a curated record.